Molecule: messenger RNA, 1960 nt
Organism: Arabidopsis arenosa
Lineage: Eukaryota; Viridiplantae; Streptophyta; Magnoliopsida; Brassicales; Brassicaceae
Source: the annotation of a GenBank genome assembly
ACUAGCCACCUUUUUCGAGUCAUUGAGAGAGCGAUUUGCAAUAGGGUAGUUUCCAUUCUCUACUAAAAAUCCACUAGUCUCCGAAUCUUCUUACAAAUGUGAUUUCAAAUCAAGUCGCCUUCGUCCAAUGGUAUAGAGAGGGUAUAUGAUGGUGGUGGGUAGUAGGCUAGUCUUUGCAAUUUGGCUGUGGAAUUGUCUCUGUUGUUUGCUGCUACUGUGUACCAUGAUAGAUGCGAAUCAGGCCAACGUAGAUUGCUUGAGGACCUUUAAAUCUCAAGUUGAGGAUCCAAAUGGAUAUUUAUGGAGUUGGAAUUCUGGGAACCAGACAGAAGCAGGUUUUAUCUGCAAGUUCAGUGGUGUGACUUGUUGGCAUGAUGAUGAGAAUAGGGUUUUGAGUAUUAAGCUCUCUGGUUAUGGUCUUAGAGGAGUGUUUCCUCUUGGGAUUAAGCAAUGUAUUGAUUUGUCAGGUUUAGAUCUUUCUAGAAACAAUUUCUCUGGGCCUUUACCAUCAAACCUUACAGAUGUGAUUCCACUUGUUACAACUUUGGACCUCUCCUUCAAUAGUUUCACUGGUGGAAUCCCUGUCAAUAUCGCAAACAUUACCUUUUUGAACUCUCUUAUGCUUCAGAAUAACCAGUUCACGGGUCAGCUACCUCCCGAGCUAGUGAAACUUGGACGGCUCAAAACGUUCUCUGUGGCUAACAAUCGUCUCUCAGGUCCUAUCCCAACUUUCAACAGCACCAGCAUUAACUCAGAGAAUUUUGCUAAUAACUCGGGUUUGUGUGGUAAGCCUCUGGAUGAAUGUAAGAGUGCUUCUAGAGGAAGACGACGGUGGGGGAUGGAAUUGGAGCAACUUAAGAAGUCUGUAGAGGAGAACCCAGAUGAUUCUUCUCUACAAUUCGAACUCGGUUUGUAUCUGUGGAAUAAUGGAGGAGAUUCAGAGAAAGCGGCGGAGCACUUUGUGUUGUCGGCGAAAUCAGACCCGAAUAAUGCGGUGGCGUUUAAGUAUUUAGGGCAUUACUACUCGCGUGUGACGCUUGAUCUUAAUCGAGCUGCUAAGUGUUACCAAAGAGCAGUGUUGAUAAACCCUAAUGAUUCUGAUUCUGGAGAAGCUUUAUUGGGUUAUAUUCAAGUUUUGUUCAAUUGGCCUUCUCUGUUCCUGCAAUCUGUCUUUAUUGUCUUGCUCUGGCUGAUCUAUGGUUAUGGAUUCUAUCACAGCUUCAUCAGAAGAAGUGGUCUGAAGCUGUUCAAAGCCUUCAACAUGCAAUUAGAGGCUCUAGGCCUUGCUUACCAGCGACUUGGAAUGUUUACUGCUGCUAUCAAGGCGUAUGGCCGUGCCAUUGAGUUAGAUGAGACCAAAUUUUUUGCAUUAAUGGAGAGUGCAAAUAUCUUUUUGAUGCUUGGUUCGUAUAGAAAGGGUGUGGAGCUAUUUGAGCAAGCACUGAAGAUUUCACCUCAGAAUAUUUCUGGGCUCUAUGGUCUUGCUUCUGGAUUGCUUAGUUGGUCAAAGGAAUGCAUAAAUUUGGGCGCAUUUGGAUGGGCAGCUUCGCUAUUGGAGGCAUAUGAUGUUCUUGGUUUAUACUAUGGGUUAGGCCGCACCUUCUUCAACCCAGCUAGCGCUAAGGUGUUCUCAAGAUUUAACGAGUUAAAAGAAGCUACAAAAAAUUACACCAUAAGUGCUACUCCUGAAGACAGAAGCAGUGUUUUGCAACAGGGAGGUACGUUUGUCGAAAAGACGAAGGCACUGGAGAUCAUCCAUCUCUCGAUGAUGUCAUCAAUGUCUGCUGCAAAGCCACUGUUGCUUGAAACAUAUUGGAUCAAAGUCUUUGCCUAAUGAUAAAAUCAUGUAUGUCUAAACAUAAUCUUGUUAUUUUGGUGAAUUCAGUACUUGCUAAGGCAUGAUCAUGUGAUUUGAGUACUUACAUUGACAUGUUAUCAAAUAUAAAUUUCAUUUUGUCUU